Ictalurus furcatus (blue catfish) is the source of this 718-nucleotide messenger RNA. Its product is annotated as potassium voltage-gated channel subfamily E member 2. Gene Ontology annotation, molecular function: voltage-gated potassium channel activity involved in ventricular cardiac muscle cell action potential repolarization; transmembrane transporter binding; potassium channel regulator activity. The record is from RefSeq and is a predicted model, not a curated record. The coding region runs from base 146 to 520 and encodes 124 amino acids. The transcript has 2 exons. Gene Ontology annotation, cellular component: membrane. NCBI's taxonomy places the organism in Eukaryota, Metazoa, Chordata, Actinopteri, Siluriformes, Ictaluridae. Gene Ontology annotation, biological process: potassium ion export across plasma membrane; negative regulation of delayed rectifier potassium channel activity; regulation of heart rate by cardiac conduction.
GCAGAACACACACACACACACACACACACACACACACACACAAUUUAGUUAAAUAGUAUAAGGUAUGAGCGGUAGUGCCUGGUACUUCUGGUACUGUUGAUCACUUUGUAUUGCACAUGAGAACAGCACCGGAACUACGACUAGCAUGACAACAUCAUCUGAUUGGUCCAACGUGACCCUCCACCUGCAGGAUUCAUUAACUCAUGCUCUGAAUGAUUUCCUGAAGCAAUGGCAAUGGAACAACACACAGGCUGAACGUGACCUAAACGCCCGACUGGCUGAAGAAAACCUCGACAACGUUAUCUGGUACCUAGUGGUAAUGAUCGGGAUAUUCGGCUUCAUUGUCGUGGCCAUUCUAGUGAGCACGGUAAAGUCCAAACGCAGGGAGCACUCCAAUGACCCCUACCAUAAGUACAUUGAGGGAGAAUGGAGUUCCCAGCCUCAGAUUCAAGGAUACAACCAGAGCUACGUCAUCUCCAACCCAAGCACCAGCACCUUUGAUGGACCCGGCUCACCUUGACCUUCACUCUCUGCUUGAAACACGUGUGGAUUGAUGCAUCAUCUCUAGCUACUUGAUUUCUGUGAUUGUAUCAAUGUCCGUUGACAUUAAGCACUAAGUUCAAUGAUGAAAAAUAUGGUGAUGGUCAAAAGUGAUGCAUCACUUGGGCUGACAUUCUUAUAUUCAUAAACAAAUAAAAACAAUAACUGUUUUGCAGAC